AUGAUAAAUAUACCGUGUAAAGAAGAUUAACAUAAUGAGAAACUUAAGUAUUAUUGUUUUAACAAUUUAUGCACAGAGAGUAGAUUAGGUUGUUAGUAAUGCAUCAAUACAGGUAAACACAAAGAUCAUCAAGUCUUUGAAAUUUCACAAUUAGAUGAACUUAGAAAAGUAUAUCAAGGAAAAUGUUAACAUAUUAUUGACAAUUUAUUUAUUCUUAAAUCUCAACUAAUUGAAAUCAUAGAUGAAUAAAUUAAAAACUUACAAGAAAAAUUCUAAUAAAGAUAAAAUAACUUCUUCACUUAUGAACAAAUAGACUCUUAUAUGUAAGAUUUCUUAAUUUUUAAUUAACAUAAAGAUGAUGUGAUUGUUUCACUUAAAUAAGUGAAAAAUGAUAUUUAAAUUGCUGUUAAUUAACUUAAAGUAAAAGAAAGCUCACAAUAAGGUUAUUAAUAUUUUAUAUCUUUAGAGACUUAAUAACAAUUUUAAAGAGAUUUUUAUAGUUUUAUAAAUGAUUCUACACAGAAUUAAGAUAUUAUAUAAGCCUAAACUUAAGAUCUCGAAAUAACAAACUAAUUAGUAAUGAAGGGUACUUCUUUUAACAUAAAUUGUAGGCAAACUACUACUUUCUUAAACAAAAAAUUAUGAAGCUUAUAAUACUUUUGAUAGAGUGAGGAAAAUCGACCCUAUGAACAAGGAUGCAUUAAAUGGAUUAGGUAUGAGUUGAUAUUUAUAUUUAGGGGAUUGCUUAAGAGAAAGAUCUAAAUAUGAUGAUGCACUAGAAUAUUAUGAAGCUACACUUGAACUGGAUUAGAACAAUAAAUAAGCCUUGAUCGGCAAAGGUAUUAAAUCUAAUUGAAAACUUUAGCUCUUUGUUUAGGAAAAUUGAAAAAAUUUCAAGAAGCUAGACCAAUAUUUGAAAGAAUUUUAAAUUAAGACAAAAAUGAUAUUGAUGCAAUUUGGGGUUUAGGUAUUUAUAUUAAUAAAAUUUUAAUAGCUAAUCUCUUAAGAUUACAAGGGAAAGAUGAGGAGGCGAUAAAGUAAUAUAAUAAAGCAUUAUAAUUAAAUUAAAAUCAUUUGGAAUCAAUAAGUGGUUUGGGUAUUAUAUUAAUGUUAAACAAUUUUAAUAGGUGAUUGUUAUAGAUUGCUUGGAAAAUUUGAUGAUGCAAUGAAAUACUUGAAAAAAGCAUUGUAAAUAAAUCCCAGACAUGCAUUAUCUUUAGUUAGAAUGGGUAAAAUAGAAUUUAUACAAUUAGGGGAUUGUUUAAGACUAUAAAAGAAAUUUUUAGAGGCUAUGAAUUUUUAUAGCGAAGCCUUAGCAAUUGAUCCUAACGAUGAUUGGUGCAAGUCUAAAUUGAGUAAAGUAUUAUCUUAUUUCAAGAUGAAUGUAGAAUAAAGAGUAAAGCAGGAAUGUGAUUUUUUAGGGUAUUAAGAUUAUUAACAAGCUUAAAUAAUCAGGCAUAUUGGC
Molecule: messenger RNA, 1465 nt
Organism: Paramecium octaurelia
Lineage: Eukaryota; Ciliophora; Oligohymenophorea; Peniculida; Parameciidae
Source: the annotation of a GenBank genome assembly